Sarcophilus harrisii (Tasmanian devil) is the source of this 2267-nucleotide messenger RNA. Its product is annotated as leukocyte immunoglobulin-like receptor subfamily A member 5. NCBI's taxonomy places the organism in Eukaryota, Metazoa, Chordata, Mammalia, Dasyuromorphia, Dasyuridae. Bases 950 to 1813 code for a protein of 287 amino acids. The transcript is spliced from 5 exons. The record is from RefSeq and is a predicted model, not a curated record.
GUCCCUUGCCCUUCUUUAGUAUCUCCUUGGGGUAUAAGCCCAGUACUCUGCUUCACCCUUCUUCGUGGCCUGUGGAACAAGUUGUGUUCAUCCUCCAUUCUGCCAUGGAACCUUUCCCAGGUUUGAGACAUAUCAGACGUCCCCCACGCUCAAUAUGGUUCUAUCAGGAUGGUUUUACGUUGUGUGGUGACAGUGGGUGUUACAGGUCCUGGAGCCACAGGUGAGGACUGGCUGGCAGAUAAAGCCCAAAGGGAGAUGAACAGCCCUCACACCAGGGGAGCUGGUCCUUGCUCAGCACUCCACACACUCCAUUGGAGGAGGAAUCCUGUCCUGGGACCUGACCCUCCAGUCUGGGGUAAGUGGGGAGUCCCAGGCCUCCCAUCCACAGAAGGCAGAGGCCCGGGCAGUCCCAAGGAUGGGCUGGAGACAAUAAGGUUCUUGGGGAAACUCCAGAACAGCCGCCCCUGGGCCCUAAGACAGCAGCUCCCCAAGCAGCACCCCCCCAUCAGCCCCUUAUUUGGAGGUUUAGCUUUAACCCCUUGACAACCAGAAUCCAGGAAGGCUGUCUGCUAAAUUGGGGGUUGAGUCCAGUCCCAAAGAGCCAUGGCUGGGUGCAGGGUCAGGCUGAGAGCAGGCUCUAGGCUGGGGACCAGGGUCAGAUUCAUAGAACCCCUAGGGGGCCCAACACCUGCCAAUUGGGAGAGAGGUGGGAGGGGCACUGUGAGGCUCACAACUCACGCUUCUCUGGGGAUCUUUCCCAGGUUCUGAAACCCGAAUUAGCACCAACAAAGCAAGAAUUAUUUCAUCUGACACAAGGUGACUCCCCACCAUCCCUCCCCCCACAGCAUGGGGCCAUCAAGGAGGCAGCACCACAGAGAGGAAGGGGAAGUAGACUUUCGCAGAAUUUGGGAACCUCAGAGCAGGACUAGCCCUGGUCACAUCCCAGUUCAUGUCCUGGUCAGCCAUCAGUCCCCCUCCCAGUGGGACCACCAUGAGCCCCGCCCUCUCUGCCCUCCUGUGCCUCGGGCUGUGUGUGGGCCACAGGAUGAGGGCGCAGGCAGACAAUCUCCCCAGACCCUCCCUCAGGGCAGAGAAUGGGUCACUGGCACCCCAAGGCCAAAGCGUGACCUUGAGGUGCCAGGGGUCACCGGGGGCUGCUGAAUACUUACUGGCAAAAGAGCUGGGAUCUGGAUACCAACGUAUCGGCUCCAAGCUGUCACAGGAAGAUGAGGUUGAGUUUUCCAUCCCAUCGAUGACACUGAGUGACACAGGGACCUACUUCUGCAGCUACAGAAUAGAGUACUACUGGUCAGAGCGCAGUGAGCCCCUGGAGCUGGUGGCCACGGGUGUAUAUCGUUCACCCUCCCUCUCGGCCUGGCCCAACUCCACGGUGGCCCCAGGACAGGACGUGACCCUCCAGUGCCAUUCCCAGCUGUCCCAUGACCGCUCUGCCCUGUACAAGGACGGAGAACAGGUCACCCAGGCCCCGGCCCAGCCGCAUGCACGGGGGUCUCAGGCCAAUUUCUCCAUCCCUGCUGUGAACUCCACCCAUGGAGGGUCGUAUCGAUGCUACAGCUUUCAGAGUCGCUUCCCCUGUCAGUGGUCAGCCCCCAGCGACCCCCUGAAGCUCAGGGUCACAGGUCCUGCGGCCCAGGAUUACACGGUGGGCAACGCCAUCCGCCUCGGUCUGGCCGGGCUGGUGCUCGUCCUCCUGGGGCUCCUGCUGGCUGAAGCUUGGAAAGGCUGCAGGGGAUGCCCAGAGGGAGCUCCCGUGUCUUCUGACAGAGGGGAAGGCAGAGCUGGGGGGCACUGAAGGCACAGAUCCCAAAGACUCCCGGAGUCCUGCCCACACCCAGACAGAGGGAGGGCCCGGGUCUUCACUAAUCUCAUCAUUGGGUGGCGAGUGUCCACAACAUCCCUAUCAAGUAUGUGCCAGGAGCAAUCCCCCUGAGCCUCCUCCCGUACGCCUUUGGCCAUCAUGGCUCUGAGGGCCCUAAGCCCACCCUGACCAGCAGCAGGACCCCUGCUUCCCCCAUAGCCUCUCCCACAUCGGAUCCCCCUCCUGGGACAAGCCUGCCCUCCGCUGGCCCUGCCCACAAGCGCCCUCUGCCCCAGCUCUCCUCCCCCCUGCUGCCUGGAGAUACAGACCCGGCUUCCUGACGUUCACAAGAAGGCAUUUGCCCCCCAGGGCUCCUGAGGAGACCUGAUUAUUACUGUCACUCUCAAAAAUAUAGUAUACAUUUCCAUAUAAAUUUCCAUAUAAAAAA